UUGACUCUAAAGAGGAUAAAACCUGCUCAUAAAGCUCAUAUCCAGAACAGAAACCGAAAGUACCAUCACAUAUUAUUUGUGGACAUAAAGUACUCAGGAAUCAUGGCAGACUGGCCACCACCCGAGCCUUUCCAGAAAACCCCAAUGCAGCCCCAUUCCCUAAUUGAACCUCUAGACUUAAAGGAACUUGAGUCUUCAUCUCCAACAUCUAGCUCUAAUGCUAGUACCCCAGGGGUGUUCCUGGAAGAGCCUGCCAGCCCUCCACAUGUCCAGACUGUGCCUGAUAACUCCCAUAAUGAACCAUUACUAAAAGUGGACAUUCCAAAUGUUCUAGGUAGAUUCAUGGAACAACGAAGAAGCUCAGACUACUGCCCCGGAAGCAAAAAGUACAAAGUGACCAGGCAAUAUUUGGAGUCUGUUUGUAUUGACCCGCAGCGUGAUACAGCAUUAGAGGAAAUUGAUGUCACAGAUAAUGAAAUCCAUGAUUUGCCAUCAUGUAUUGCUGAGCUCCCUAACCUUGAGACAUUGAUUUUGGACAGAAAUCGCAUGGUUAAUUUUCCCAUGGCUAUCCUACACUGCAAGAAACUUGAGGUGCUUAGUAUGAAACAACAGAGAAUUUCCCCUUCAAUAAGCCCUCUGAAUUUGGCAGAUAAACACAGACUAUAUGAUAUCCCAUUUGAACUUGGGACGUUCUGCAGUAACUUAACCGAACUGUACCUAUCAGAAAAUUCAAUAAAGGAUCUCCCGAGUAACUUCCACAAAUUGUCUAAAUUACGAAUACUUGAUCUGAGUGCAAACAUGCUGAAAGAAUUUUCGCCAUGCCUCUAUAAAAUGACCAGUUUGAUCACGCUCAUACUAAGUGGAAAUCAGAUUGAGGCUAUUGGCAGUGACAUCAAAAACCUAACGAACCUCCAGAUGUUCAGAAUCGCCAAUAAUCAAUUGAAAAGUCUUCCCGAUGAACUCUGCUGCCUAAAGAACAUCUCAACAUUAUCAAUUCGAAAUAACCAACUUAAAGCCCUUCCUGUUGAAAUCGAUAAUCUAGAUGCUUUGAAAUAUUCAGACUCUACAGCUUCACAAUCCAUCCAAAGUGAUGGCCUCUACUUAGAUGGGAAUGACUUCAUGUUUCCCCCAAAAGCUAUUUGUGAGAAGGGCUCAAAACAAAUCAGCAUGUACCUGAGAAGGAUGCGUGAAAACCCAGAUGAUCUCAACGAAUUACUAGAACGUUGUAGACUUACUAAUAAACAGACUGAACCAGCAAGAUUUGGACUUCUGACUGAUAAAUAUCUAUGGGACCUUGCGGGGAACAUUGGAUUCUGGUGGACUCAACUUGCAUCAGAACUGAAUUUUUCACAUGACCAAGUGCAACAAUUCCAAAUGAACUACCCAGGGGAUGUAAAAGCGCAGAUUUGUAAUAUGAUACGUGCUUGGAGAGAUGGCCAACUCAGCAAAUGUGACAAUGAACCUUGGUUUAAGGUCAUUCUCCAACAGUCAGGCAAAACCCAAUGUGAUAUGAUCAAUAGUAUCCUAGUAGAUGAACUGAAGAGUGUAUUCAAGAGGAUUGACCAUACAGAUAUGAUGGAGAGACUUGAAAGAGACAUGAAAGACUCUAACUGGUGACACCAACAAAGCAAUAUGAUAGAAUACAUAAUGAUGCGCAUGUAUUUAUUAGUAGAUCGGCAUUUGGUUCACAUUCAGCUACAUAUACAUAUUCACUCGUGCAUUUUGCACCUUUAGAAAUCGCUAAAUGGUACACUGAAAAAAUAAAAUUUUUUUCAAUUUGCCAUAUUUACAAUGACAUGUAUAUUCAAUUUGGGGAUUUUUUGUGAAAAAAGCAGUAUACGACGAGAUA
Molecule: messenger RNA, 1849 nt
Organism: Owenia fusiformis
Lineage: Eukaryota; Metazoa; Annelida; Polychaeta; Sabellida; Oweniidae
Source: the annotation of a GenBank genome assembly